Molecule: messenger RNA, 2661 nt
Organism: Closterium sp. Naga37s-1
Lineage: Eukaryota; Viridiplantae; Streptophyta; Zygnematophyceae; Desmidiales; Closteriaceae
Source: the annotation of a GenBank genome assembly
AUGCUGCAUGCAGGGCAGGGCUGUGCUGAUGGGCUGCAGGGCUGUGCUGAUGGGCUGCAGGGCUGUGCUGAUGGGCUGCAGGGCUGUGCUGAUGGGCUGCAGGGCUGUGCUGAUGGGCUGCAGGGCUGUGCUGAUGGGCUGCAGGGCUGUGCUGAUGGGCUGCAGGGCUGUGCUGAUGGGCUGCAGGGCUGUGCUGAUGGGCUGCAGGGCUGUGCUGAUGGGCUGCAGGGCUGUGCUGAUGGGCUGCAGGGCUGUGCUGAUGGGCUGCAGGGCUGUGCUGAUGGGCUGCAGGGCUGUGCUGAUGGGCUGCAGGGCUGUGCUGAUGGGCUGCAGGGCUGUGCUGAUGGGCUGCAGGGCUGCACAGGGCAGCACAGAGACAGCGAGGGGAGUGGGGGGGAGGGCGAGGAGGCAGGUGGGGAUGGGCGCAAGGGGCGGCAGCAGGUGACGGAGAGAGACGUGUUUGGGGAGUCCAGCGAGGAGGAGGAGGGGGAUGCGGGCAGGAAGCAGAGGAAGGGGAGCCGCUCGCCCCAAGGCACUCCCCUGGCGUCCCCUGUAAGUUUCUCCUCCUCUUGCCUCGCUGGGGGUGGGGAUGGGCGCAAGGUGCGGCAGCAGGUGACGGAGAGACACGUGUUUGGAGAGUCCAGUGAUGAGGAGGAGGGGGAUGCGGGCAGGACGCAGAGGAUGGCCAGCCGCUCGCCCCAAGGCACUCCCCUGGCGUCCCCUGUAAGGCACUCCCCUGGCGUCCCCUCGUCUCAAUCAGCAGUGGCACGAGUCGCAUCCAGCGGCAUGGGUAUGAGUCGGAGGAGGAGCCGAGGCACGAGACGGGCGGCUAUGACGAGUUUUGAGACGUCUCAAAAGCCAUCACCCACUGUCCCCCUUCUCUUCCCCCUGCGCUCCUCCCCUCGUCCCUCUCAGCAGCGGCAUGGGUAUGAGUCAGAGGAGGAGGAGCAGAGGCACGAGUGGGUUGCGGAUAGCGCCUCACAAGGUGAGCGACCCAAGGGGCCGCCCUUGGACCUCGACCGCUCUCUCUUUGACCCCCCUGCUCCACCUGACAAGUGGUCCAUGGGUUCAUCCCCGUCGCCACCCAAGGGCCUCCCUUGGACCUCCACCUCUCUCCCUUAUAACGUCCUGGCUCCACUCGACAAGAUGGUGAUGGUGAUGGCGACGGCAAGCAACAUCACGGGCGUCCAGGCGGCGCCUCUCGGUUCGGCCCUCAUUGCACGUUUGACUUUUGAGUCGAUUGCACGUUUCUGCCCCUCUCCGCCUCUCCCCGCCCCUCACUGCCUCUCUCCACUGCCGGCCAUUUGUGAUGGUGGCGACGAGCAACAUAGUGGGCAUCCAGCCAGCGUCCUUCCACCCUCAUUGCCCCUCCCCACCCCUCCCCAUCCCUCUCCGCCCCUUUCCACUCCUCGCCAGAUGGUGAUGGUGAUGGCGAGCAACAUAAUGGUGAUGGUGAUGGCGAGCAACAUAGUGGGCAUCCAGGCAGCCCCCUUUGACCCUCAUUGCCCCUUUCUGCCCCUCUCCACCCCUCUCUAUCCCUCUGGUCCGUCCUGUGCGCCAGAUGCACCUCAUUUGACCUUUCUGCCUCUCUCUGCCCCUCUCUACCCCUCCCCACCCCUCUCUUCUCCUCGCCAGAUGGUGAUGGUGAUGGCGAGCAACAUAAUGGUGAUGGUGAUGGCGAGCAACAUAGUGGGCAUCCAGGCAGCCCCAUUCGACCCCGACACGUACGAGGAGGGCGGCCCGCAGAACCUCAUUCGCUGGCGCCACGUGCGCCGCCCCGAUGGCACCAUGGGGGUGGAGAGCAAUGCGCGCAUGGUGCGGUGGUCGGACGGAUCUCUGCAUCUGCUGCUGGGUGCUGAGGUGCUGGCCACAGACAUCAAGAGCAUGCAGCACGAUAAGGCACACCUCUUCGUGCGCCACCCCAAGCAAGGGGUGGUGCAGGGGCAGGGGCAGCUGGUGGAGAAGAUGCGGUUCCGGCCGUUUGACACGCACAGUCUGAUCCACAAGAAGCUCACGCUGGGGCUGGACUCAAAGUACCGCAAGGGCAAGGAGCUGAAGAGCAUCGUCACCACGGGCGACCCCGAGAAGGAGAAGGAGGAGCGCGAGCGGAGCAUACAGCAGCAGAUUCGCACCAAGGAGACGCUGAGGCAGGAGCAGGAGAAGCGCGCACGGAAAUACUCCAACCAGCCGCAGCAGCGCGCCGCACGCGACCGCGAGCAGCAGCGAUACGGCGGCGGGUACCGGCAACAGGUGCGUGGAUUGCCGACAGGUGCAGCGCUCCCCCUCUUUACUCUUCCGCACUCCUCCCACCUCUUUCAUCCCGCCUGCGUCCUCCCCCUCCCCCACCAGCGCUCCCCCUCGCACGACCAUCGCCCUGCCAAGGUUGCAAAGGCCUCAGGCAGAGGAGGGCGGUACAGCGAUGAGGAGGACUCUCAAGGGGAGAGGGGGCGAGGGGGGUAUGAUGAGGGCCGGGGGGGGCGGGGCAGGAGAGUGGAGGAGUCUGAUGAUGAGGGGUACGGGCGGAGAGGGGGGGAUAGGGGGCGGGGAGGGGCGGAGGAGCAAGGGGGGGAUGAGGAGGAUUGGGCGGAGGAGAGGGGGGAGAGCAAGAAGGCGGCGGCGUGGCGGAGGAAGAGAGUGGUGGAGAGCGAUGAGGAUGAGUAG